AUGGAUUGUUCUUUACCUACCGAUAAUUCUCAAAACACUUCUAAAUCGAAUAAUAAUCCUAUAUCAUUAGGUGACAUUGAUAGUGACCAAUUAUUUGAUCCAAAUAUUUUUGGAACUUGGUUAAAUGAAAUAGAAAAUAAUGAUCAUUCAAAUUCGGAUAGUCCUAAAACUAUGGUAGAUUGUAAUAAUGUAAUGACAGAACUUCAAUAUUCCGAUUUAUCGAUAAUUCCAGAACAAGAUGAAGAAUCAAAUAAUUUAUAUGAUAAUACACCGAAUAAAACGAGUAUACGUGGUUCAUCGCGUAACAUGUUACAUAAUAAAAGAACAUUGUUAGAGCAAAAUAAGGCUCUUAAGAAAUCGAACAAUAUAGUUAAUUCAACACAAUUGAAACAAAAUAUAAAUAAUGAUAAAGACAUUAAUUAUAAUAAUAAUAAUAACUUAUCACCGUUAAAAACUAAUUUGCGUGAUAUAAUAGCUGUUAAUGGAAAUGGAGUGGAUUCGAAUAAGAGUCCAACAUCAAAUGGACCUUCGGUUAAUUCAGACCAAGGCCUACAUUCUCCGACUUCUGUACAAUCUCAAUCACAAUCAAGUUCAAAAGGAUUUUUUAGUUCAUGGUUUGGUUUAUCCUCUACAAAGGUUGAAGGAACUCCGGAAUUUUAUGUAGAAAAAUUGUUACAAAAGAGUAUUUCAUCAAAACCAUUAGCAGAAAGGUUACAGUCAUUACGUGUAACAUUAACUACGGCAAAAUUAUCGUGGAUAAAAGAUUUUAUAGAUUGUGAUGGAUUGGCAGCAUUGGAAAAUGUUCUAGAGAGAUAUACAACAGGAACAAAGAGAGCUAUUUCAAGAAAUUCUGAUCAUGAUGAUAGAAUUCAAUCAGAAUGCAUUCGAUGUUUAAGAGUCCUUUUAAACACAGAGUCUGGGUUUAAUCAAGUUUUAAAAUCUCCAUCAUUAAUAAAUAGUAUAGUAUUUUGUCUUCACACACCAAAUAAUAAAUUAAGAUCACACGUAGCGGAUGUAUUAGCAGCCAUAUGUGUAAUGUCUCUAGAAGGUCAUCAAUUUGCAUUAUCAGCAUUUUCAGAUUUUAAACAAUUUCAUGAAGAAAAGUUUAGAUUUCAAUAUUUAGUUGAAAGUUUGAGAGGAAACAAAGAAGAGGAAGAAAGUAGUGCAUUUAUGGAAUAUAAAACUGCUUCUUUACGUUUAAUUAAUGCCAUUGUUAAUUCACCUGAAGAAGUUGAAGAGAGAAUGUUAUUAAGAGAUGAAUUUCAUAGGAGGGGAUUAUCAGAAUUAUUUGCCAUUUUUAAGACUUCGAAUCCGCCUGAAUUAUUGUUGAAUCAGAUUUAUUUAUAUGAAGAAGAAAAUCAAGAUGAUGUAGAUGAAUUAUAUGAAAAAGUUCAUGAUCUUGUAAGAGAUGCAAAUGAUCCUAUUUCUAUAAUUGUUGGACUUAUAAGACAAGUUGAACAUGACUAUGAUUUAUAUUUAAGAGUCACUGAAACUCUUAAAAAUUUAUUAAAAAUUGCUUGUAAUGAUCCAGGAGAGGAAGAAAAUUCUCAAAAUGAUACUUGGAACAUUAUUGAAUUAUUUAUUGAAAGAAUAAGUUCCGUAACAAAUAUCAAAGAAGAAUGGCAAAUAUUUUUAAACAGAUUUCAUGAUUCAAUUGAUGAUAUAACUGGACAAUAUACGAUAAUUAAUGAAAAUAUAACAAAUGGUCAAAUUGACAAAAUGAGAAAUAAAUUAAAUGAGUUAGAAUCUAAGGUUGAGAUUUUAACAAAAGAAAAAGAUGAAGCGUUAAAACAAGCAAAAUUAAAUUUAAAUCAAGAAACUUCAAAGACAACAACCAUAGAUAAUUUAUCAUCAGAUGAAAUUUCUGUUAAUAAUGAACAACCUGUUAAUGUUUUAAUUGAUAAUAAUUUAAUAAAAGAUAAAUCUAAUGAAUCUAAUGAGAACAAUAAAUCUGAUAGUAAUUUAGAAUUGUCAUCCAUGAUAAUUUCUUCAAUAUCUUCACCUUUAACACCUUCGCCAGAUGAAGAAUCCAAAUCAAUUUCACCGAGUAAGAUAGACAUUCCACCCCCACCUCCACCUCCACCUCCUCCACCGCCCAGUGUAGGAGCUCCGCCGCCGCCGCCGCCGCCUCCACCUCCUCCACCAUCUAAUGUAGGAGCUCCACCACCACCCCCUCCACCUCCGCCACCAUCUAGUGUAGGAGCUCCACCACCACCACCACCUUUACCGCCCAGUGUAGGAGCUCCUCCACCUCCACCUCCACCACCGCCCAGUGUAGGAGCUCCACCACCACCACCACCACCACCACCACCACCACCUCCUCCUCCUCCUCCUCCUCCACCGCCAGGCGUAGGAGCUCCACCACCACCACCACCACCUCCUCCUCCACCGCCAGGCGUGGGAGCUCCACCACCACCACCACCACCGCCACCACCUCCCGGAGGGGCACCACCACCACCACCUCCUCCUCCACCACCUCCCGGAGGAGCUCCACCGCCUCCUCCACCACCACCUGGUGUAGGAGUUCCACCACCACCACCUAUACCUACGACAUCGACAUCAAAACCUAUUCCCAUACCAAUUAUAACAUCUCCUAAUAUAAUUAAACCAAAUGUUCCCUUAAAAUCAUUAUUUUGGAGUAAAAUACCACCACAUAAAUUAAACUCAACAGUAUGGGAAGAUAUACCAACUGAAGUUGUGAAAGAAAUUCCUAUAAAUUAUGUAGAGAUCGAAUCAUUAUUUCCAAAAAAUACUUUGAGUAAUGUAAUAAAAUCACCUACAGCACCUGCUAAUUCAAAGAAAAGCAGUAUAGUAACAUUAUUGGAUAUUAGUAGAGCUAAUAAUAUCGGUAUUAUGUUAGCUAGAAUAAAAUGUACUUAUAUUGAAAUUAAGGAUGCUUUAUUAGAAAUUGAUGAUGAAAAAUUAUCCAUUGAAAAUUUAAGGAGUUUAAAAAAUUAUGUACCUACUAGCGAAGACAAAGAACUAAUUAAAGAGUAUAGUGAUAAUAAUAAUUUAGGAAAUGCUGAAAAAUAUUUUAGGGAAGUUAUGGAGAUUCCUAGGUUAUCCGAAAGAUUAGGAUGUAUGAUUUAUAGGAGAAGAUUUGAAAUGGAAGUUCAAGAGUUGUCACCUGAAAUUGAAAUAAUAAAUAAUGCAUAUACUGAGUUGAAAGAAUCCGAAAAAUUUAAGAGGUUAUUGAAGACGAUAUUAGUUUUCGGUAAUUUCAUGAAUGAUUCUACAUUUAGGGGUAAUGCUAUAGGAUAUAAGUUGGAUGUUCUCCUAAAGAUACGCGAUACUAAAGCUGUUGAGAAUAAUUCAAAGGGGACAUUAACAUUAUUACAUUAUUUAGCAGCAACACUUGAAGAAACUCAAAGUGAUUUAUUAACAUUUAUGGAUGAUUUACCACAUUUAGAGGCGGCAGCAAGAAUAUCUGUUAUAACUCUUAUAGCUUCAGUUAAUGAAUUAACUAAUGGUAUUGAUUCGAUUAAAGAGGAAAUUGAUAAUAUGAAAAAUCUUCAAAUUAAACAACAAAAUGAUUAUUUUGUUAAGAUCAUGGAGGAAUUUGUGAAGAAAGCCGAAUCUACUAUUUUAGAUAUGCAAGAUACCACACAAAACUUGGAAGAAAAUUUGAAACAAUUAUUGAUUUAUUAUUGUGAAGAUCCAGUUGCUACCAAACCUGAAGAAUUUUUUGGUAUGAUUGUAUCUUUUGGUUCUUCUUUAAUUAAAGCUAGACAAGAAAAUGAAGAAGUUAGGAAGAAAAUUGAGAAAGUAAAGCAGAAAGAAAAUAGUAACCGUUUUACUGCUGCACGUCGUCCUUCCGAAGUACCAAGUUUAGCAUCAAGUUUAAAUUCAUUGUCACUUUCUGUAAAAGGUGAUUUUGAUGAAACAAUUAGGGGAUUAAGAAGCGGUCUUAAACCAAAUCGUUCCCGACCUGUAUCAAAAGUUUUUUCAGACGUAGAAACUAAUUCUCCAAGACCUUCUUCUAGGAUAUUUAACAAUGCUUCAAGACCUUCCUCUAGAAUGUUCAAUGCUACUUCAAGGCCUUCUUCUAGAAUAUUAAGUAAUGUCUCAAGACCUUCAUCCAGAAUAUUUACUAAUUCUCGUCCUUCGUCAAGAGUUUAUACUGAUAAAUUAUAA
Molecule: messenger RNA, 4134 nt
Organism: Rhizophagus irregularis DAOM 181602=DAOM 197198
Lineage: Eukaryota; Fungi; Glomeromycota; Glomeromycetes; Glomerales; Glomeraceae
Biological process (GO): actin cytoskeleton organization; actin filament polymerization
Cellular component (GO): actin filament
Molecular function (GO): small GTPase binding; actin binding
Source: RefSeq, a predicted model, not a curated record